CAUCCUAUCCCUCUCAAAAGAACUCAUCUUACACCAAUUAGAAAACACAAGAGAAACACAUUAGCGUGAUGGCGUGUUGUAAAACCUGUGUUCGUUAAUGACAAAUCGUAUAGAAUCGAGUGCUUGUCAAUUCUCUAAUUUAUACCUCGUCCAAUCAAUAGCUUCUCCUUCUCACUGCACGCUCACCUCCUUCACCUCCCCCACUCGCGCCAUUCGCGUCGACGCCGCUGGCCGGCGCGGCGAGGCGGUGCAACAUGGAUCGUCUCCUGCUCGCGCCGUCUGCGGUGGCGCUGCUGGUGGUUGCCUCGGCGUGGGUUCCGGCCGCCGCUGACCCGCAGAUCACGCUGCUCAACCUGGGGUGCAGCCAGUACAACGCGACACCGGCCGCCGCCUUCCUCGCCGCCCUCAACGCCACCUUCGCCGUGCUCCGCGCCAACCUGUCGUCGGCUGGUGGCGGUGGUGGCUUCGCCACGGCGGCCGAGCCGCGCGCCGCCGCGCCGGCGUUCGCGAUGGCGCAGUGCCGCCCGUACGUCGCGGGGGCGGGCAGCUGCGCCGCGUGCUUCGACGCCGCGGCGUCGCGCCUCCGCGCCAGGUGCGGCGCCGCCAACGGCGGGCGCGCCAUCCUCGACGGCUGCGUCGUGAGGUACGAGAGCGCCGCCUUCUUCGACGGCCCGGCCACGCUUCCCGGGAACACGCAGGUAUGCAACGGCACCGCCGUCGCCGACGGCUCUUUCGCUGGCGCGGCGCGUGGGCUCGUCGGUGACCUCGCGGCCGCCGCGCCCCGCGCACCGGGGCUCGCCGCGGCGGCCGCUCGCGGCGGCGUGUACGCGGCGGCGCAGUGCGUGGAGACGGUCGGGGAGGGCGGGUGCGCGCAGUGCCUGGCGGUGCCGGCGAGGAACAUCGAUGGGUGCCCGCCGGACUCCGACGGCCGCGCCGUGGACGCCGGCUGCUUCAUGAGGUACUCCGACAAGCCGUUCUUCCCGGCGAACGCGACCAUAGAUCUGGCGCCAUACUUGCGAUCACCUGGGAAAUCAAAUCACAAAGGAGCCAUCAUAGGAGGAAUUUUAGGAGGUGUGGCAUUCCUGCUCCUUGGCCUAUUGGCACUCUUCUGGACCAGGCAGUCUAAGAAGCCGUUGAAGCCUCGUAGAGGAGAUAUUCUUGGAGCAACAGAACUGCAGGGUCCAACAAGUUUUUACUAUAAAGAUCUAAAGGUUGCAACCAAUAAUUUCAGUGAGCAAAGCAAACUUGGAGAAGGGGGAUUUGGAGAUGUAUUUAAGGCUUCGCUGAAAAAUGGGAAAACUGUAGCUGUAAAACGGUUAACAGUUAUGGAAACUAGCAGGGCCAAAGCAGAUUUUGAAAGUGAAGUGAAGUUGAUUAGCAAUGUUCAUCAUCGGAAUCUUGUCCGGCUUCUUGGUUGCGCAAGCAAGGGCUCAGAAUGCCUGCUUGUUUAUGAAUACAUGGCAAAUGGAAGCCUUGAUAAGUUCCUCUUUGGCGAGAAAAGUGUCGCCCUCAAUUGGAAGCAGCGAUUUAAUAUCAUUAUCGGCAUGGCUCGUGGCCUUGCAUAUCUUCAUGAAGAAUUCCAUGUGCGCAUCAUACACCGUGACAUUAAAUCUAGCAAUGUUCUUCUUGAUGACGAGUUUCAACCAAAGAUUGCUGAUUUCGGUUUAGCAAGGCUCAUACCUGAUGAUCAUAGUCAUCUCAGCACUAAUUUUGCAGGAACAUUGGGUUACACAGCUCCUGAGUAUGCCAUCCAUGGGCAACUCUCAGAGAAGGUUGACACAUACGGCUUUGGUGUAGUCACUUUAGAAAUAAUAGGUGGUAGGAAGCUCAAUGAUGCAAGGCUGGAGCCUGAUAGCCAGUACCUACUUGAAUGGGCCUGGAAGCUUUAUGAAGACAACAACUUGAUUGAAUUGGUGGACAGAUCAUUAGACCCAGAAGAAUACAAUCACGAGGAGGUGAAAAGAACAAUGGAGAUUGCCCUUCUGUGCACUCAAUCGGCUGUCACAUCACGUCCAAUGAUGUCGGAGGUAGUUGUGUUGUUGCUGACAAGAAAUGCUCUAGAGUUCCAGCCCACGAGACCGACUUUUAUCGAUGCAACUCGUAGAGUGCCAGGUGAAACAUCAACCUCCAGUUCAUCUUCUGCAUCCAAAGCUACUGUUUCGAUAUCACAACUUUCAGCCAGGUGAAAGGUGUUCUAAAUAAAUGUGCUUAUUUUGAUUGUGUGUAAAUGCUAUUUAUUUGUAUAUGUAUCUAUGUUCUUCACGUCAACAAGUGGAUAUUUACUUGUGAGUUGCACGUAGAACAUGUAUUCUCUUUUUUUUUUCUUCUCUCUUGUCCUAUUCAUAUAAUCGCGACUUGCAUGGCAUUUACCAUGUCUGUUCUGACACAAUUAUUUUGUGUAUGUUUGGAACACAUUUGAGUGAGAAUUUGAAAAAUAUUGCUUUGAUAUUUAUGGCAUCCUAGGUCAUGUGUUAUGAGCA
Messenger RNA from Oryza sativa Japonica Group (Japanese rice), 2480 nucleotides. Its product is annotated as cysteine-rich receptor-like protein kinase 42. Gene Ontology annotation, biological process: protein phosphorylation. Lineage: Eukaryota; Viridiplantae; Streptophyta; Magnoliopsida; Poales; Poaceae. The record is from RefSeq and is a predicted model, not a curated record. Gene Ontology annotation, molecular function: protein serine/threonine kinase activity; ATP binding.